Podospora anserina S mat+ is the source of this 1956-nucleotide messenger RNA. RefSeq lists its product as uncharacterized. The record is from RefSeq and is a predicted model, not a curated record. Lineage: Eukaryota; Fungi; Ascomycota; Sordariomycetes; Sordariales; Podosporaceae. The transcript has 2 exons. Bases 1 to 1956 code for a protein of 651 amino acids. Gene Ontology annotation, molecular function: catalytic activity.
AUGGACUCGAGCCCCACAAUGUUGGACACAACGCCCCUCCCCUCGUGGGAGCGACAAUGGCGAGGAGGGAGCAAGAGCAAGAGAGCAACAAAGCCUCUCCACAAGAAAGAGGUCAAUCAUGUCUCCCAGCAAACUCUUCUCCUUUUCUCACAGCUCCGGUACUACCUGGGGACGUGGAAAAUGGACAACAAGCAGAUGUCCAGAGUCACCCCGAAGCCCAAGCCGUAUUCCGUCAUCGAUGGGGCCAGAGAGGCAUUGACCUCUCUCGAGGAGCUUUGCCGACAUGAACUUCCAGGCAACUUUUCGACUCUGGCUGGAAAUGUCAACAUCACCUCGUCAUCUGGCCAGGGAAACAAAGUUCACUUUCCCAGCCCUCUCAAGGAGCAAGAUGCCACGGCAGCUAUCAAGGGUCUGGAAGCUCGUGUUGCCAGUGCCAUUGCCGGUCUGCGGUAUGGCGCCGAGAAGCCCUCAGUCACGGUCGACGUUGAUAAGAUUUCUGGCUUCUUGAUGUCUGCUUACCUGACCACAAUCGACGGGAUGGACAAGACGGACCCCGGAGUCAAGGAGAGGAUACCGGGUAUGCUACCGGCCCAAUCCAUCCUCUACCGCCGCCUCUCAGCCAACCUCUACAGCACCAAGAACCCCGGCGAGUACUACCACAUCCACGGCUCCCUCAACGCGGACAUCACCCUGCAAAUGCUCGGCCUCCCCAAGCACCGCCCGGACUUGACAGAUUACCGGGAGUGCAUUGACACCAUUGAGGCGGCCGUCAUGAGGCACACAGCCGCUGAGCUUGACGAGCUAAACCUCAAAAACAGACAAGCGGGCAUCAAGGCGUACACCUGGGAGCAAUUCCAGGAGUUGCCUCACGGCAAAGCGAUGUGUUCGCAGCCACCUUUUACCGUCAAGCCCAACCCGCUAGACACCACCACCCCGCCUGUCCCCUUUUCUUCCUCAUCCGGCUCAGGACCGCGAUUCGCCCUAAAGGGGAUCAAAGUUCUCGAGCUGUGCCGUAUCAUUGCCGGCCCGACAAUCGGCCGCUCCUUGGCUGCUCACGGAGCCCAAGUCGUCAAAAUCACCUGCCCUACCCUUCCCGACGUCCCAUUCUUUCAGCUGGACGUCAACACGGGCAAACACUGCAUCUCGCUCGAUCUCAAGUCCUCCGCUGCUGAUCGGGAGACUUUCUCGUCCCUCCUGGCGGAAGCGGAUGUUCUGAUUGACGGGUAUCGCCCUGGUGCCCUCGCCAAACUGGGGUAUAGCCCCUCCCUCCUCGCCGAGGUAGCCAAAUCCCGAAACAAGGGCUUUGUUUAUGUGGUUGAGGACUGCUUUGGCGGAACGGGGGCAGAAGGGGCAGAGUGGGCGCAUAGGCCAGGCUGGCAGCAGAUUGCGGAUUGCGUCUCUGGUGUUGCUUACGCUCAAGGGAAAUUCAUGGGCCUGGAGAACGAGCCGGUUGUGCCCCCCUUUCCGAUGAGCGAUUACGGGACUGGGGGGUUGGGGUCCGUGGCUGCGAUGGUUGGGCUGGUGAGACGGGCGACGGAGGGGGGGAGCUGGGUGGGGAGGACUAGUUUGGUGCAGUACGAUGUUUUUCUCCAGAAAUUGGGGUUGCUGCCGGAGCGGGAGCAGGAGAGGUUGAGGGGGGUUUUUAGAGAGGCGGAAAAGGGAAUGGGGGGGGGGGGCUUCUUUGAGUUGAGGCACAGUGAUAGUGUUGAUGAGGUUGGGAGACGGGCGUUGAGGGGGAUGAGGGGGGUGGUGCCGUUUUUGUUUGAGGGGGACCAUAUGAUGAGUGAGGGGUUUAGUAGGGGGUUUGGGGGGGUGGUGAGGUGGCCGAGGGAGGCGGUCGAGGUGGAGGGCUUGAGGGUUGGGCAUGUUAGGGUUGCGAGGCCUAAUGGGUGGGAUACGGGGAGGAAUGAGGGGGGCAUGUGGGAGGGGUGGGAGGAGGAUGAGAUUAGGGGGUGA